Messenger RNA from Osmerus eperlanus (European smelt), 1029 nucleotides. RefSeq names its product mucin-2-like. Lineage: Eukaryota; Metazoa; Chordata; Actinopteri; Osmeriformes; Osmeridae. The transcript has 3 exons. The record is from RefSeq and is a predicted model, not a curated record. The annotation marks the transcript as partial.
ACAACAGCUUCUCCCACUACAACCACAACUGCACCUACAACUACCACAGAGGCUCCAAUAACCACAACAGCCACUCCUACAACUAGCACAGAGGCUCCAACAACAACCACAGCUUCUCCCACUACAACCACAGCUGGCCCUACAACUACCACAGAGGCUCCAACAACAACAACAGCUGCCCCAACAACUACUACAGAGGCUCCAACAACAACAACAUCCGCUCCCAUUACAACCCCAGCUGCCCCUACAACUACCACAGACGCUCCGACAACAACCACAGCUUCUCCCACUACAAACACAGCUGCCCCUACAACGAGCACAGAGGCUCCAACAACAACCACAGCUUCUCCCACUACAACCACAGCUGGCCCUACAACUACCACAGAGGCUCCAACAACAACAACAACAACAGCUACUCCUACAACUAGCACAGAGGCUCCAACAACAACCACAGCUUCUCCCACUACAACCCCAGCUGGCCCUACAACUACCACAGAGGCUCCAACAACAACAACAACAACAGCUACUCCUACAACUAGCACAGAGGCUCCAACAACAACCACAGCUUCUCCCACUACAACCCCAGCUGGCCCUACAACUACCACAGAGACUCCAACAACAACAACAGCCACUCCUACAACUACCACAGAGGAGGCUCCAACAACAACAACAACAGCUGCCCCAACAACUACUACAGAGGCUCCAACAACAACAACAUCCGCUCCCACUACAACCCCAGCUGCCCCUACAACUACCACAGACGCUCCGACAACAACCACAGCUUCUCCUACUACAAACACAGCUGCCCCUACAACGAGCACAGAGGCUCCAACAACAACCACAGCUUCUCCCACUACAACCACAGCUGGCGCUACAACUACCACAGAGGCUCCAACAACAACAACAACAGCCACUCCUACAACUAGCACAGAGGCUCCAACAACAACCACAGCUUCUCCCACUACAACCCCAGCUGGCCCUACAACUACCACAGAGACUCCAACAACAACAACAGCCACUCCUACAACU